Molecule: messenger RNA, 2778 nt
Organism: Suillus paluster
Lineage: Eukaryota; Fungi; Basidiomycota; Agaricomycetes; Boletales; Suillaceae
Product: atromentin synthetase
Exons: 6
Coding region: 1-2778 (925 amino acids)
Biological process (GO): biosynthetic process
Source: RefSeq, a predicted model, not a curated record
AUGUCUGCUGCACUCCCAGUUACCCUCCACGACGUUCUCUCUCAAGCUACUGAGCGAUACCCUUCGCACGAGUUCGGUUUCAUCACAUCUUCCGCUCACGAUUCAUCCAUCCGAGCGACGACAUUCAGCUCUUUCAACCAGAAUGUGCGCAACCUCGCCCGCGCCAUGCUGGCUUGGGAAAAGCCCGCUGGCUCAGUUAUCGUUGUCUAUCUGACUGAGCACGAGGAUAACAUGGCUGCUGUUUGGGCCUGUCUCCUCGCAGGCUACGUCCCGUGCUUGCAACCUGCCCUUAGUGCCCAGCAGGCUCACAAGGAGGGCCAUGUCGCUCAUAUCAAAAACCUGUUCUCCUCCGCCAUCUGGCUCACUAAUGAAGCCGGAGCUGACCAGGUGAAUUCCAUAAGCGGUUUGGACAUUCACCUUCUUUCGGAGCUCAAGGCGUCCGCUUCAAAAUACAACGUUUCUGCUGACUGGGUCGCCCGUACGGCCCAGCCGGAUGACGAGGCAAUCCUAUUUUUGACCUCUGGAUCGACCGGCUUCUCCAAAGCAGUCGUCCACACCCAUCGCACUAUUUUGGCGGCUUGCUACGCCAAAGGAGAGGCAUAUGGUUUGACUUCGAAGACUAAUGUACUUAACUGGGUCGGCUUCGACCAUGUUGCGGGUUCCUUGGAAAUGCAUAUCACUCCCUUAUUGUUUGGUGCCUCUCAACUUCACGUCCACGCUUCCGCUAUCCUCUCCGAUCCUCUUCGUUUCCUCCGUCUGAUCGACGAGAAGUCCAUCAACAUCGCCUUUAGUCCUAACUUCUUGCUUGCGAAACUCACUCGGGACUUGGAGAAGAGGUCCGAUCUUAUCGGGGCUUUCGACCUCUCUUCAAUCAAGCGUAUCAACAGCGGAGGCGAGGCUGUCAUUUCGAAGACUGCCCAGUCAUUCGUUACUGUCCUUAAGAAGCUCGCAAAAGACCCUCUCAAAGUUUCUUUCGUCAUUUCAGCUGGAUUCGGUAUGACCGAGACUUGUGCCGGAUGUAUCUAUGAUCCGGUGGACCUCAGCACUACUGAGCCAAAGCACGAAUUCCUCGACUUGGGUCGCCCUGUGCGUGGUUGUGAGAUGCGCAUCGUCGACCCCGAAGAUAGCAAAACGCUGCAAGUCCGUGGCCCCAUGGUAUUCGUUCGCUACUACAACGACGCGGAGGCCACAUCCUCCAGCUUUGUUGAAGGUGGCUGGUACCGCACCGGUGAUGUCGGCAUCAUCGAGAAUGGUGUCAUGCGUCUCAGUGGCCGCAUCAAAGACACUGUCAUCGUACACGGUGUGUCAUACGGCAUUCCAGAGCUGGAGACGCACCUCCAGACUAUCGAGGGUGUCACGCACUCCUUCCUUGCUGCUGCUCCCUACCGUGCACCUGGGCAGGAAACUGAAGGGUUCAUCAUCUUCUACUCUCCUACUUUCGACCUUGACGGAGAGGAUGCUUCCACGAAACUGUUCGCCACGCACCGCGCCCUCCGUGACAUCUCUGUGAAGAUGAUCACCCUCCCUCCGCAGAUUGUCAUCCCCAUCCCCAUCAACCAGAUGGAGAAGACUACUCUUGGAAAGCUCUCGCGAGCCCGCCUCAUCAGCCUCUUCAAGCAGGGCGAACUUGCUAAGCACAUAGCUCGUGCUGAAGAGCUUCUGAGCGAGGCACGCGGUGCUUCGUUUGUUGCCCCUUCCACGGAGACUGAGAAAGCUCUUGCUAAUAUUUACGCUGGGAUCUUCAACCUCAACGAGAAUGAAAUGUCCGCAAGCGACAACUUCUUCGAGCUCGGUGGUACCUCUAUUGAUGUUAUCAGACUCAAGCGCGAAGGCGAAGAGCACUUUGGGUUGCCCGAGAUACCCACCAUUCAGAUUCUCAAGCACCCCGUCAUCUCCAGCUUGGCGAACUACAUCAACGCUUUGCUCUCUAAGGACAGCACCACCGAGGAAUACGACCCCAUCGUUCCCUUACAACUCACGGGUAACAAGACACCCAUAUUCUUCGUUCACCCCGGUGUCGGCGAGGUUCUCAUUUUCGUGAACCUUGCCAAGUACUUCCAGAAUGAGCGUCCGUUCUACGCUCUUCGGGCUCGUGGCUUCGAGCCAGGUCACCCUUUCUUCACCUCCAUGGACGAAAUGGUAUCUACAUACGCUGCUGCAGUUAAGAGAACUCAACCCACCGGUCCUUAUGCCAUCUCUGGCUACAGUUAUGGUGGUGUUGUCGCUUUCGAGGUUGCUAAGCGCCUCGAGGCUAUGGGUGAUGAAGUCAAAUUCGUCGGUCUUAUCAACAUCCCCCCUCAUAUCGCCGACCGCAUGCACGAGAUCGACUGGACUGGUGGUAUGCUCAACCUAUCAUACUUCCUUGGCCUUGUAACAAAGCAAGACGCCAAUGACCUCGCGCCCACUUUGAGGCCCCUUUCGCGGAAGGAGCAACUGGAGGUGGUGUGGAAACUAUCACCUCCAGAUCGUCUUAUCGAGCUCCAGCUCACGCAAGAGAAGCUUGACCACUGGGUCGACAUUGCUGGUUCUCUGAUUGAAUGCGGCAAGGACUACAACCCGUCUGGCUCAGUUUCUGCUCUUGAUGUCUUCUACGCCAUCCCUUUGAAAGGAAGCAAGUCUGACUGGCUGAACAACCAACUCAAGCCUUGGGACGGCUUCAGCCGUGGCGCGGCCUCAUACACUGACGUUCCCGGACAACACUACACACUCAUGGACUUUGAUCACGUUCCACAAUUCCAGAAGAUCUUCCGCAACCGUCUCGAGUCUCGUGGUAUUUAA